GGGUUGAGAUAAACCCAGGGAGGAGGAGGAGGAGAGACCCGCGUCUCACUUCCAGCUGAACCUCAUCAGGCUCGGUCGGACGGAAGCAGCAUGAGUCUCUAACAGCUCCGGUUCCGUCCGCCACUCGGUACUUUGGCUCCGGAUCAACAGGUCUGUACUGGUCUCCGGCUGCUGAUGGCUCUGUGAUGGAGAUCGCCUUGGUGAGUUUUGAGAACGGCGGUGCCAAAGGGAGCGGCGGCGGCGGCGGCGGAGAUGAGAGCCACCGGAACGCGUUGGACGUCCCUCAGUCCAGCUUCGGACCGAGAGAGGAGUUCGCUAAGGAGCUGAACACGGUCCGGGGGCGUCCCCAGCAGCAGCGGAGUCCGUGGAGGAUCAACGACAUGAACAACACAUUCAGCUGCAGCGAGAACGCCAUGGACGCGCUUUUACGCGCGGACCACAGUCCGCACCUGUUCGACGAGGACAUGCUGGACAUGGACAUGGACACGGACAUCAACGAGCGGGUCCUCAUCAACAUAGCCGGGUUGAGGUACGAGACCCAACUGGGCACCCUGAACCAGUUCCCGGACACGCUGCUGGGGGACCCGGCCAAGAGGAUCAAGUACUUCGACCCGCUCCGGAACGAGUACUUCUUCGACCGGAACAGACCCAGUUUUGACGGGAUCUUGUACUUCUACCAGUCCGGAGGGAAGAUCCGCAGGCCGGUCAACGUGUCCAUCGACGUUUUCGCGGAUGAGAUCCGGUUUUAUCAGCUGGGGGAGGAGGCCAUGGAGCGGUUCCGGGAGGACGAGGGUUUCAUCAAGGAGGAGGAGAAGCCGCUGCCCCAGAACGAGUUCCAGAAGCAGGUCUGGCUCAUAUUCGAGUACCCGGAGAGCUCCAGCCCGGCUCGAGGCAUCGCCAUCGUGUCCGUCAUAGUCAUCACCAUCUCCAUCAUCACCUUCUGCUUGGAGACCCUACCGGAGUUCCGGGACGAGCGCGAGCUGCCGGUGAGCAGCCGGCUGGACAACAGCACCGCGCCGCGCCCGUCCCUCACCUUCACGGACCCGUUCUUCAUCAUCGAGACCACCUGCGUCAUCUGGUUCACCUUCGAGCUGUUCGUGCGCUUCUUCGCGUGUCCCAGCAAGUCCGAGUUCUCCAAAACCAUCAUGAACAUCAUCGACAUCAUGGCCAUCAUGCCCUACUUCAUCACGGUGGGCACCGAGCUGGCGGAGCAGGGCCAGGAGCACCAGAACGGACAGCAGGCCAUGUCUCUGGCCAUCCUCAGGGUCAUCCGCCUGGUCCGGGUCUUCAGGAUCUUCAAGCUGUCCAGACACUCCAAGGGGCUGCAGAUCCUGGGCCAGACUCUGAAGGCCAGCAUGAGGGAGCUGGGCCUCCUGAUCUUCUUCCUCUUCAUCGGAGUCAUCCUCUUCUCCAGCGCCGUCUACUUCGCGGAGGCCGACGAACCGGAGUCCCACUUCUCCAGCAUCCCGGACGCGUUCUGGUGGGCAGUUGUCACCAUGACAACGGUGGGAUACGGGGACAUGAGGCCAGUGACUGUCGGGGGUAAAAUCGUGGGCUCUCUGUGCGCCAUCGCGGGGGUUCUGACCAUCGCGCUCCCGGUUCCGGUCAUCGUGUCCAACUUUAACUACUUCUACCACCGGGAGACGGACCAGGACCAGUCCUCUCUCAAAGACGAGCCCAACAGCAGCCGGGGGAGUCCCGAGGUGAUGCGCAAAGGGAGCCGCGCGACCCAGGACGGGGAGAACCCGGAGAGCGGUUCGGCGGACAAGUCCAACAUCAAAGCCAACAGCAGCAUGGACUUCAAGAAGUCCCUGUACGCGUUCUGCCUUGACACCCGGGAGACGGACCUGUAGCCGGCCGGCCCGGUCCAUUCUCACAGCCACCAAACUGACCCGUUCCGGAGUAGAGCCGCCCUUUAAUACAACCGAACCGGGACUGCGGCGUCCUGGUGGGUUCCUCCUCGUCUACUCGUGAAGUCUACACCUAAUAUGAUCUGACCGAACUUAACGGUUCUGACUCGGUGUUUCUGGUCGUUCUGAAGAAAGAAGCUCUGUGGUUCUGUGACUGCCAUGACCUCACUCUUGGGUCUGAGCCCUGACGGAACCAGGACUGCAGGAUGAGCAGACAGAACAUCUGGACCGAGCAGCAGCAACAGCAGGUUCUCGUGCCACCUUCGUUCUCCAGCCAUAACUAACUGGAACUGACGUCUAGUCCACGUCUCACACUAGCUCCACCACACCGACCUGCUCUCCACCGCUCACCGGUCCCUGGAACCUGGAUCCCUCCUCUUGUGACCUUCCUGUGUCUGCUCCUCCCCCUCUCCAGCCUGUCCUCCACCUCAGACCUGACCUCUCCUCUCCAGCCUGUCUUCCACCUCAGACCUGACCUCUCCUCUCCAGCCUGUCCUCCACCUCAGACCUGACCUCUCCUCUCCAGCCUGUCCUCCACCUCAGACCUGACCUCUCCUCUCCAGCCUGUCUUCCACCUCAGACCUGACCUCUCCUCUCCAGCCUGUCCUCCACCUCAGACCUGACCUCUCCUCUCCAGCCUGUCCUCCACCUCAGACCUGACCUCUCCUCUCCAGCCUGUCCUCCACCUCAGACCUGACCUCUCCUCUCCAGCCUGUCCUCCACCUCAGACCUGACCUCUCCUCUCCAGCCUGUCCUCCACUUCGUGAACCAGAAGCUUCCAGCUCCUGCUCAUCCAUCCCGUAUUCCUUGCGGUCUGGUCUCUGUGGUCAGACUCCGUCUUGAGCGCGACACCCAGCCACAACAGCUGGCCUCACUUUGACGGUCCAACCUUAGUUCUUGCUAAACAAACAUUGUUUAUUUUUGACUUUGGUCUUCUGCAGCUCAGAAAGCCCAACCCACAGCAGGCCUGAGGUCAGCUCAGCGUUUCUCUGAGACUGGGCUGAUUUUAUUACCUGUUUCUAUUUAAACAUUCAUUUAAAAGCCUCUAAGAUGUGGAACGCUGAAAACCCAGCUUCUCAGCCUCGGUGAAGCUAGCUGGACAUGCACUCGUGGUUCACUAGGGUUAGAGUUCACUACAGCGGAGGGUUUUUGUGCCAUGGAGAAGGUCUAAAGCUUCCAGUUUAUUUCAUUCAAUUCUUCAGAAUCAGUUCUCAGUUGUGUCACUGAACUAGACCAAUGAGACGCCAGAUUUUAACUUUGCCCCCCACCCGCCUUUUGUUGCUCUGUGUUGGGCGUCUGGUGCCACCCUGGAGGGGGGUAUGUCCUGCUUGUUUCCCGGUAACCGCGGUAACAUCUGUUUAGGCUCACCUGGGUGCCUGAACCGUCCACCACCCCACCAUGACACAACUUCAUCGGUGCUGCUCCUCGUGCCGGGGCAGUGUUUCUGAGACAAAGACAAGAACUGGACAGCAAGGACUGCUGACUGAAGCAACAAGAGCUACUUAAGAUGAGGUCACUGCUGCUUCUGCAGGGUCUGACCGAGGUCGUUUCACCCUGAGACGGUUUCAGUUGUCGGCAAAAAGCUGCACGCCUGACAUGAGGAAAGAGCAAACAAGUGGCACUCCAACAUGAAAGGGACACGAGACAACCUGAAGACCGCAGUAGUACAGGAGGCUUGCAUGAGGUUAUGGUGAAGCCCCUGAGCAGCGGGAGACCUUCGUGAUCUUCAGGACGACGAGUAUGGAAGCAAGGGGGCAGAGCUCCUGGCCCUGUCUGGAUGCUGAAGAAAAGGCUAAACAGCGUUUGCACCUUCCUCACGUGAACGUUGUAGUGGAAAGGAGGACAUUUUUGUAGUUCUCUUCAGAAGCCCAGCCACUCAGAGUAACUAGCUUCUGAAAGCAGGACACGAGUCGUCUUACAUCUAUCUACCUUUGAUCAUGUGGUUAUCUGCAUGAGAUUGCUGCAGCUCAUUAAUCCCACUUCCUGUUGAACUGAUG
Messenger RNA from Nothobranchius furzeri (turquoise killifish), 3907 nucleotides. Its product is annotated as potassium voltage-gated channel subfamily A member 5. Gene Ontology annotation, biological process: potassium ion transmembrane transport; protein homooligomerization. Gene Ontology annotation, cellular component: intercalated disc; voltage-gated potassium channel complex; membrane. Gene Ontology annotation, molecular function: protein binding; delayed rectifier potassium channel activity. The record is from RefSeq and is a predicted model, not a curated record. Lineage: Eukaryota; Metazoa; Chordata; Actinopteri; Cyprinodontiformes; Nothobranchiidae.